AUGCCUGUGGAAUUGCGCAAACGCAAGGCGCCUCAGCCGCCGCCGGCUCCGGUGCCCGUCGCGAAGAAGGCCUCGAAACCUGGCAAACCCGCCGCGGCGACCAAGGCGACCAAGGCGACCAAGACGACCAAGACGACCAAGGCGACCAAGGCGACCAAGGCGACCGAGGCGGCCAAGGCCGAGGCCGAGGCCGAGCCGGAGCCGGAGGCGUCUCCCAGCAAGGACGAAGCUGCCAAGGAAGCUGCAAGGCAAGAUGCAAAGCAAGAUGCUUCGCCGGCUGCUGCGGCCGUCACCGCCGCCCCCGCCGCCCCCGCCGGCAAGGUUGCUGUCGGCGACGUGGUCGACCUCGAAGGGUUUGGCGCCCAAGUCGAGACCAACGACGGCAAAAAGACGACGCUGAAGAAGCUCGUCGAAGAGAGCACCAGCGGUGUUGUGCUGUUCACGUACCCCAAGGCUUCUACGCCCGGGUGCACCAACCAAGCCUGCCUGUUCCGCGACGCGUACGACGCCCUGACGGCGGACGGGCUGGCCAUCUACGGCCUCAGCACCGACUCGCCCAAGGCCAACACCACCUUCAAGGACAAGCAGAAGCUGCCGUACCCCUUGCUGUGCGACCCGCAGGCCACCCUGAUCGCGGCCAUUGGGCUGAAGAAGCAGCCAAAGGGGACACAGCGCGGCGUCUUUGUCGUCGACAAGAAGGGCAAGGUGCUGGUGGCCGAGCCGGGCGGUCCCGCCGCGACCGUGGACACGGUCAAGGCUCUGGUGCAGGAGCUGAAGAAGUAG
This is a messenger RNA of Ustilaginoidea virens, 783 nucleotides long. RefSeq lists its product as uncharacterized. Bases 1 to 783 code for a protein of 260 amino acids. NCBI's taxonomy places the organism in Eukaryota, Fungi, Ascomycota, Sordariomycetes, Hypocreales, Clavicipitaceae. The record is from RefSeq and is a predicted model, not a curated record. Gene Ontology annotation, biological process: cell redox homeostasis; cellular response to oxidative stress. Gene Ontology annotation, molecular function: thioredoxin peroxidase activity. Gene Ontology annotation, cellular component: cytoplasm. The transcript has 2 exons.